CCUCCGUGGGCCGGGCAGGCAGGACUGGCAGCAUGACUAUAAAUCUCACCAGUGUUGGGUUGUGCCACCGGUCUUGACUUCCCCGGGACUGCUCUGGUAUACCAGGAUAGAUACAUUUGCCAGUGGGGCAUUGACUUCACCUUUGCGUUUUCGGUUUUUCCAUCGACACGAUGCCUUCCGUUUCCAACUCUGACGAGCUGAUAUUUUUUGUGAAUGGAAGAAAGGUCAUAGAGAAGAGCCCUGACCCUGAAGUGAAUCUGCUCUUCUACCUGAGGAAAAAGAUCCGUCUCACAGGCACUAAAUAUGGCUGCGGGGGAGGAGGCUGUGGCGCCUGCACGGUGAUGGUGUCACGAUAUGAUCCCAAGAGCAAGAAGAUUCACCACUACCCAGCCACAGCAUGCUUGGUGCCCAUCUGUUCUCUCCAUGGGGCAGCCAUUACCACAGUGGAAGGUGUGGGAAGCAUCAGAAAGAGGAUUCACCCCGUGCAGGAACGGCUUGCCAAGUGUCACGGCACGCAGUGUGGAUUCUGCAGCCCUGGCAUGGUGAUGUCCAUCUACACGCUGCUCAGGAACCACCCAGAGCCGACGCCUGAUCAGAUCACCGAGGCACUUGGAGGCAAUCUGUGCCGAUGUACCGGAUACCGACCAAUUGUAGAAAGUGUGAAAACGUUCUCACCGCGUUCCCCUUGUGUUGUGUUCCGCGGUGUCCAGAUGUGUACCAAACUGUACGACGAAGACGAGUUCCAGCCCUUGGACCCGUCGCAGGAACCGAUAUUUCCUCCUGAGCUGAUCAGAAUGGCCGAAGACCCAGAUAAGCGGAGGCUGACGUUCCGAGGGCCGAGGACCACCUGGUUCGUGCCUGUGACCUUGGAGGACCUUCUGGAACUCAAAGCCAGCUACCCGAAAGCCCCACUUGUCAUGGGAAAUACCUCAGUAGGACCCAGUAUUAAAUUUAAAGGUGAAUUUCAUCCAGUUUUUAUAUCCCCUCUUCGGUUCCCAGAGCUGCACUUGGUGAAGAACACAGAAAAUGGACUGACCAUUGGAGCCUGCUGCAGCCUGGCUCAGGUGAAGGACAUCUUGGCUGAGAGCAUCUCUGAGCUCCCGGAGGAGAAAACUCAGACCUACCGAGCUCUCCUGAAACACCUUCGGAGCCUGGCGGGGCAGCAGAUCCGGAACAUGGCGACCUUAGGUGGACACGUGAUAAGCCGGCAUUGCUACUCAGACCUGAAUCCUAUUCUCUCUGUGGGCAAAGCCGCACUCAACCUGCUGUCAGAAGAAGGUGCGCGGCAGAUUCCCCUCGAUGGAUCUUUUCUUGCUGGGUCGGCGAGUGCGGACCUGAAACCAGAGGAGAUUUUGGCUUCUGUGUACAUCCCUCACUCUCGAAAGUGGGAGUUUGUGUCUGCUUUCCGGCAGGCCCAAUGCCAUCACAACGCUUUGCCCGACGUGAAUGCUGGCAUGAGAGUCCUGUUCAGUGAGGGCACAGACACCAUCGAGGACCUGAGCAUCGCCUUCGGCGGAGUGGGGCCCGCCACCGUCAGUGCACACCGAUCCUGCCAGCAGCUCCUUGGCAGGCACUGGAAUGCGCUCCUGCUAGAUGAGGCUUGCAGGCACCUUCUGGAAGAAGUCUCCCUCCCGGGCUCAGCUCUAGGGGGCAAAGUGGAGUUCAAGAGGACUCUGAUGGUCAGCUUCCUCUUCAAGUUCUACCUGGAGGUUCUGCAGGGACUGAGGAGAAAACUAAAGCUGUCCUCGGAGUCGGCCGACAGCCAGCGUUCUCCAGUGAUUGCAGACCGGUUCCUGAGUGCUCUGGAAGAUUUCCAGGUCACACUACCCCAGGGAGUCCAAACAUACCAGAGAGUGGACCCCCGCCAGCCUCUCCAAGAUCCAGUUGGCCGUCCCAUCAUGCAUCUGUCCGGUCUUAAACAUGCCACAGGGGAAGCCACAUUUUGUGACGACAUCCCCAGAGUGGAUGAGGAACUUUUCAUGGCUUUGGUGACCAGUACCAGGGCUCAUGCAAGAAUCAUCUCCAUCGACUCAUCUGAGGCCUUUGCCCUACCUGGCGUGGUUGAUGUGAUAACAGCAGAGGACAUUCCGGGUGCCAACGGUGCCGACGAUGACAAGUUAUUGGCUGUAGAUGAGGUGCUCUGUGUGGGCCAGAUCAUCUGUGCCGUGGUUGCAGAGACCGAUGUGCAGGCAAAACGAGCAACCGAGAAGAUAAAAAUCACCUACGAGGAUCUGGAACCUGUGAUUUUCACCAUUGAGGAUGCCAUAAAACACAAUUCGUUCCUGUGCCCUGAAAAGAAGCUCGAACAAGGGAACAUCGAGGAAGCGUUUGAAAACGUGGAUCAGAUAGUUGAAGGAGAGGUCCAUGUUGGAGGGCAAGAACACUUCUACAUGGAAACCCAGAGAGCGCUCGUUAUCCCGAAGACAGAAGACCAGGAACUGGACGUGUACGUGUCCACCCAGGAUCCAGCCCACGUGCAGAAAACAGUGUCCUCUACCUUAAACAUCCCCAGCAACAAGAUCACCUGCCACGUGAAACGCGUGGGCGGAGGUUUUGGAGGAAAAGUGGGGAGACCAGCUGUGUUCGGGGCAAUUGCUGCGGUGGGGGCUGUCAAAACUGGCCAUCCCAUUCGUCUUGUUCUGGAUCGAGAAGAUGACAUGCUAAUAACUGGGGGAAGGCAUCCGUUAUUUGGGAAAUAUAAAGUGGGAUUCAUGAACAGUGGACGGAUCAAAGCCCUAGACAUUGAGUGUUACAUCAACGGAGGGUGCACCCUGGAUGACUCAGAGCUGGUAACGGAAUUCCUUGUGUUGAAGCUGGAAAAUGCCUAUAAAAUCCGCAACCUCAGACUCCGAGGUCGUGCGUGCAUGACCAAUUUACCGUCCAACACAGCCUUCCGUGGGUUUGGCUUCCCACAGGGAACCCUGGUCACAGAAUCCUGUAUCACAGCUGUGGCCGCUAAAUGUGGGCUUCCACCAGAAAAGGUAAGGGAGAAAAACAUGUACAAAACAAUCGAUAAAACCAUCUACAAACAAGCUUUCAGCCCUGAGCCCCUGAUAAGGUGUUGGAACGAGUGUCUGGACAAGUCUUCCUUUCACGCCAGAAGGACACAGGCGGAGGAGUUCAAUCGGAAGAACUACUGGAAGAAGAGGGGUAUUGCUAUUAUCCCUAUGAAGUUUUCAGUUGGCUUUGCCGCAACAAGCUACCACCAGGCCGCCGCACUCGUCCAUAUCUACACGGACGGGUCUGUGUUGGUCGCACACGGAGGCAAUGAACUGGGGCAAGGGAUCCACACCAAAAUGCUACAGGUGGCCAGCCAUGAACUAAAAGUCCCCAUGUCUUACAUGCACAUCUGUGAGACCAGUACCGCCACCGUGCCCAACACAAUCGCUACGGCGGCGUCGGUCGGCGCGGACGUCAACGGCAGAGCUGUGCAGAAUGCCUGCCAGAUCCUUCUGAAGCGCCUGGAGCCCAUCGUGAAGAAAAAUCCAGACGGUACAUGGAGGGACUGGAUAGAAGCAGCCUUUGAACAGAGAAUCAGUCUUUCGGCAACUGGAUACUUCAGGGGCUACAAGGCCUUCAUGGACUGGGAGAAGCAGGAGGGGGACCCGUUUCCGUACUACGUCUACGGAGCUGCCUGUUCCGAGGUUGAGAUCGACUGCCUGACAGGAGCUCACAAGAAAAUCAGAACAGACAUUGUCAUGGACGCCUGUUGCAGCCUGAAUCCAGCCAUUGAUGUUGGGCAAAUAGAAGGUGCAUUUAUUCAGGGAAUGGGCCUUUACACCACGGAGGAGCUGCACUAUUCCCCAGAAGGGGUCUUGUACUCUCGGAGCCCGGAGGAGUACAAAAUUCCUAGCGUCACUGAUGUCCCUCAGCAGUUCAACGUGUCCUUGUUGCCAAACUCUGAGACCCCGCUAACCAUCUACUCCUCUAAGGGCCUGGGGGAGUCUGGGAUGUUCCUGGGGUCAUCUGUGUUCUUCGCCAUUGCCGAUGCGGUGGCUGCAGCGCGAAGAGAACGAGACCUCGCCGAGGACUUCACAGCGCAGAGCCCAGCAACGCCAGAGCGGGUGCGCAUGGCCUGUGCGGAUCGGUUCACAGACAUGAUCCCAAGAGAUGACCCGAAGACAUUUAAACCUUGGUCUAUACCUAUAGCUUAAGCUGCCGUCCUUUCCUAAGAGAUACUUCAGGACUCAAGGGAAAAGACACAGAAUCCUAACUGGACUCCAGACUGAUACUCAUAUACUCUAGGGUGGGAGGGAAGGGUGAGCUAUGCCACAAAGUUUAAAAGUUUAGAAACACUAUUCAAACCUAACUGCAUCAGCAAGAUGAAUCAUUUCUUACAAAUGAGUUACUUAGUGUCCUCAGCCUAGAGGCCACCCGGCAAGCACUGCAACGAUUGAAGCAUGUUUGAUGAUUUGUCUCUAAAAAGACUGAGUAUGUGUUGCUGGAGAAGGACCGAAAAGGAGACCAGGUGGCAGCCGCCAUCUUUGCCUGGAAGACCCUCCCUGCAGAUAAACACGUGAUGACUUUGCCCAGUGAUUUGCUGAUGCAGGAGCCACUGAACCCCAGCAAGAGCGUGGUUUCUGCAAGGUUUAGUUUGCUUUUCACCAGGGAUCGGCUGUGGGUCUGCGUACAUUGGUUUAACAGAAACGUAGUGGGAUUUUCCUUGUGUUAGAUGAUCGUUCAGUACUUGAGCAUUCCCUUUGGAAUUUGAAGGAGAAAGAAAAAGAUAGUAUAUAGACUUUUGAAAGGAAUGUCACAAAGUGUUUCCUUUUUUUUUUUAUUUCUGUGGGUUUUUUUUUCCUGAGGGGGAGAAGGUGUUUGUUUUGUUCUUUGCUUUUUUGCUUUUGCUUUUUAUGGAAAGCAUCUGAUCUGAUAGGAGAGCCCGAGAAAUACCGGAUGACUUGGUUUCCCAUGCACUGGCAUAGGUAACAGAGUAAAUGGAUCAUAAAUUGAAAUCAACUUUGACCUGGGGUUUAAGAUAUUUGAAGUUAAAAUGUAGGUAGGUGAUGGGGGGCGGUUGUCUAGUAUGUCCUAUGUCAGUCCUGAGUUUGAUCCCCAGCACAACAAAAAGCAAAACUAAAAACGAUAAAUGAUAAAAUACACAGGGUCCAUGGUCAUCCAAUCUGGGUUUUAAAAGCAUUCAAAGGAGGAGAAACAGCAUCUAAAUUAACCAGAGAGUCGAGGGGAAGGCUGACAGUCAAGAUUCUUAGGUCCUAGUGGGCAGUCCAGAAGGGGGCAGAGAAGGUGAAGUUGAGCUGAGAGCAAGGGAUGUCUGGUACAGGGUGGAUGAGAGGUGCAGGGGGCUGGGGAAGGAGGCUCUGUCACUCAAGGCCACAGACACGUUGGCUUGCAGGGACCAGGGCGCAGCUGUCCACAGGUCCAUCUGCCAGCUUUAGCGGGUCCCCUGCCUCAGGAGUCCCAGGGAGAAAGCAGCAGAAGCUCAGAAGACAGACUGGAGCAGGUCAGAGGCAGGACAAGCUAGGCAAAAGGAUAAGAGGGGCGUUGAGAUUUUUGGAGGGCUGAGGUGAAAAAUUCAGAAUUAAGAAAACAAAUCUAAGCCUUUUAAAAAACAAAUACCUUAACUUAAAAUCUAAUGAUAAUUUUCAAAAUUUGCUUUAUCAUUUAUAUUAUUAAAAUGGUUAUCCAUAUAGUUGGGUUUUUUUUUAAAAAAUUGGUUUCUUGGGGAUAAGGGUAGUUACUGGAAAUGUAUUUUCUUUGUAAUGGGUGAGGACUUCUAAAUACUAAAAUGAGUAAGGCCUGCACACAAAUUAUUCCUGUAAAUUGAUGUAAUAGAGCCUGCAGAGUAUAAAUCUUAAUAAAGUACUUUUUAAAAUCCUA
This is a messenger RNA of Myodes glareolus (Bank vole), 5838 nucleotides long. NCBI's taxonomy places the organism in Eukaryota, Metazoa, Chordata, Mammalia, Rodentia, Cricetidae. The record is from RefSeq and is a predicted model, not a curated record.